This is a messenger RNA of Brettanomyces nanus, 1038 nucleotides long. RefSeq lists its product as uncharacterized. Gene Ontology annotation, biological process: 3'-UTR-mediated mRNA stabilization. The transcript has a single exon. Gene Ontology annotation, cellular component: cytoplasm; nucleus. Bases 1 to 1038 code for a protein of 345 amino acids. NCBI's taxonomy places the organism in Eukaryota, Fungi, Ascomycota, Pichiomycetes, Pichiales, Pichiaceae. Gene Ontology annotation, molecular function: mRNA 3'-UTR AU-rich region binding. The record is from RefSeq and is a predicted model, not a curated record.
AUGGCAUCUUCAGAAUCCCUUUUUGGAAAUAGCUUCACAGGGGCAAGCACAGCCAACGCUACCGCAGGAAAUGACGAUGACUUGACUGCAAACAACAACAUUGAUAUCGACGUUGAUUUAGGUAAAACCUUGAUUACCUAUCGUGUUCUUGUGUCCAGAAGAGAGGCCGGCGCAAUCAUUGGUCGCAACGGCGACAACAUCACUGAGAUUAGAAAUAAUAAUAACGUCAAGGCGGGCGUUUCGAAAGUAGUCGACGGUUGUAUCGACCGUAUUCUGACCAUUUCUGGCAUGGUUGAUAAUAUUCCUGACACUAUGGUGGCCAUAGCCAGGUCCGUCACUAUUGCCAAUGCGGAAACUGUCAAACAGGCCGACGAGAAAGGCACGGAUCCAACCAAUUUGAUUACUUAUGAUUUCUUCCCCUUGAAACCCCUCACACAGAGACCUUUACCUAAUGAACCGGCUUAUGCCAACACUCUCUUCUUGAGACUACUAAUUCCAAAUUCCCAAAUAGGUACCCUGAUUGGUAAAGGCGGUUCCAGAAUCAAGAACAUUCAAGAGACUUAUAACGUUAAAAUGGUUGCCUCUAAAGGAUUCUUGGAGAACUCUACCGAGAGAUUGGUUGAGUUACAAGGUACAGAGGAAAACAUGCGGCCUGCCAUUGCUGCUAUUUCCAAAUGUUUACUCCGAGACUAUCAAGGUACUGCCACUACCACUUAUUACCUUCCCUCUGCAGCUAUGCCUGCCUACAGAAGACGCCGCGAGGGUAGAGGUACUGGAAAGGAAGUGAUUAAGAAGAUCACCUUUCCAAACGAAUACAUCGGUGCUCUCAUCGGUAAGAGAGGAUCAAGAAUUCAGGAAGUGAGAAGACUAUCCAGCUGUGCCAUUGCUAUUGAAUCCGACUCCGAAAAUGGUGUUUCUAACCACGGCGAAAGAGAAAUCACCAUAAUAGGAACGAGAGCAAACAUCGACCAUGCCGUGGAGAUGUUGAACGAUUAUUAUCAACGGGAAAGACAGAGAAGGGAGGAGAUGGAGGAGUAG